CACAUGGAAUAACAUUUUGGGACUUUUUUUCCUUCUUUCUUUUGGAAAACUGGAAAAUGUUUGAGUCCAAUGGCACCUCAAAGGUAAAAUACUGACAGUUAUUUGCAUUCCUGGACACAUUGUGGGGGAAAAAAAGGCGAAGAGGACUCAAAUAUCGGGACAACAAGUUGUUUAAAAGGGAUUCUUGAGCGAGGAAUCAUGAAAGAUAACUAUGGUGGAUAUGAGAACCAGCUUUUUAAAGAGGAGGAUUUCACUGGAGAAGAGGAAAUGCCUUCAUUUAGAGGUCGUAGCAGAGGAGGCUGCAUGAGGUGUCAGCAGAGCCACUCUCUCCAGCUGGCUGUCAAAGUCCUCUAUGGAUUUGUUGCUUUUCUCAUCAUCACAGUGGCAGUGCUGGCAUCGCUUGUGUUCAGGAAGGUGGACAGCUUGUCUGAGGAAGAGUCCGUCUACCACAAGAAGAUCUCCAGAGUUCAGCAAGGAAUAGAUGAUCUGAGCUCCAGCUCUAACUGUUCAGGCUGUCUGGAUGUGGCUCUGUACAGCCAGCAGAUCAGCAGGCUGAAGAGAGAGUUUGAAGACAUCCAGAGAAUGAUUCUGGGACAGGAGCAGGUCCUGGACCAGGCCUCCCAGACCCAGAACACCCUAAAGGCCACCAGCAACCGGCUGACACGCGACAUGCAAAACCACCUCAUGUCUAUCAAAAUUCUCAACCAGUCACUGGAAAGAUACCUGGAUCGGGUGGAGGGCUGGAAGGACGUGAUCGAGGAAACUGUAGUGAAAAUGAAGACACUGGCGGAUGAUCAGUAUGACGUCAAAGCUACAGCACAGCAAGUUAACAUGACGGUGGCACUCAGUACAAUGUGGAUAGACGCCCUGCAGAGAAAAGCAGACGAGGAGACUCUGGUCCUCCAGAAGUUGACCACUGACUGGCAGAACUACAGUCGAGUUCUGACCUCCAUUAAAUCCAACACAAGCAGCACCACGCAAAGCAUGCGUUUCCUCCAAAACAACAUUGCAGCAGAUCACCAGAGAAUCGCCAUGUCCAAUGAGGUGUACUACGACCUCACCCAGCAGGUGAUGAACUUGCAGAUGCAGCUUGACAACGUGACGUCUUUCAUGGAUGAACACGAGGAGAACAUGCAUGACCUUCACUACCAUUCCAGGUACUAUGAGAACCGGACUGGUGAGCGUUUUUCUGCGUUGGAUGGUCGUCUGAACUCCAUCUCGAUGGAGAUUGAUACGAUCUCCUCCAGCAUCAAUGCCACUGUCAACCACGUCCAGAGCAUGUACAAGUACAUCAACAUCGAGAGCUCAUCCUGCCAGAGUCGCAUGGGCAGACACACAGAAGAUCUACAGAACCUGAACAACACAGUUUUGUUACUUCUCCAUUUGGCGGACACACUGAGACAGCAAAACAUGUUGCUGAAUCUAAGACUGGAUGUGGAUGUCAGAAACCUGUCCAUGGUGAUGGAGGAGAUGAAGCUUGUGGAUGUUCACCAUACACAGCUCAUAAAGAACUUCACUAUAGUCAAAGGUAUUCCUGGACCACCAGGGCCCAAAGGGAACCGUGGUGAGACUGGCUCAAAAGGACCCAUGGGACUAACUGGGAGCAAAGGUGACAGAGGCCCGACAGGAAGCCGUGGAUUAACUGGAGAGAAGGGUUCUUUAGGGCCCAUAGGAGCAACAGGUGCACCAGGGCCCAGUGGCAACAAAGGGUCAAUUGGACUCAAAGGGGCUAAAGGGUCUCCCGGUUUUCCAGGAACACGUGGCGAGAAGGGCCAGAAAGGUGACAUGGGCCUCUCUGGUGCUGAUGGCAUGGAAGGACUCACAGGGCCUUCAGGGAUCCAGGGUCAAGCAGGACAACCAGGCGUUAUUGGGCCAGUAGGACCAAGGGGAAAACCAGGGCCAGCAGGGCCACCUGGACCACCAGGAACCCCUGGACCUCCAGGCUUGCCAUACCCCCAUGACCGAAUCAACACCCAAGAGCGGACCGUGACGCCUGCUACUGGGUCCAAAAGACAGUAGAAAGAUAGAUGAAGACGUGGACUUGGAGGUGAUUUGUCCGGCACAGAGAAGCUUUAUUUGCAGAUUAGGAUAUCAUCCAUUGUGACCGGGAACGCAAUAAUCCAUUUCUUUGGGAUUAUACAAGACAAUAAAGAACAAAUGCAACAAUCAAAUUGGAGAUGGGGGCUUUAAAGGAGCCACUCCCCUGAUGUUAAGACAUGGCCACAUGAAAUGAACCAAGAGGAGGAUCUAAAAAAUAUAAAACAGAACUGCUGUCAAGGUUGAACUGUUGUUGAGAAGUUGUUGAGAAAGACUACCCAAGGCCAAAUGAACGAUCUUUGGACAGACUUUGAAUUUUGUAUGGUGGUAUGCCUUCAUACAACACAUGGGUCUCAUAACUACUUUUGAUGAGUGUUUCCUGGCAACAAAGCCAAAGAAUGAUCAAAAAUCCCCAUUUUACUAGAAUUUAAAACUUGCCUUUGAUGAUGAGAUUAAUAUGAAUACAAAAAAUGUCUUGCCUAGUUGAAUGUACUUGAAGGAAAGAAUAUGUUUAAGGUUGUCGUCAAGCCUCAAAACCUCAUGGGGCAUAAUAAAUAGCAGGGCUGUUAACCACAGAUUUGGACUUUACAUUGCCAUGCACUACUAUAUAGGCACAGAAAAGCAUUAGUUUUUACAUUUUGUACACAUUGACACAUCCUUUUUCUGAUGGAUGGCACUUUAUUGGUUCUUAAAGUGUAAAAAAUUAAGUCAGUUUGUUUAUCUUUUGGCAUUUCAGAGCAGGUACUCUGAAGAUGUUUCUUACAUAUAUUGGUCAAAAUUGUCUUUGAAGAUAUAAAGUUUAAAGUCUGAAUUUGACUCUUUAGACACCUUUGAUUGACAUUUUCUUCUAUUGUUUUUGGACGAAGGAAAGUAACAAAUAACUCUCUUGUUGACAUGAUUGUGAAAACAUUUUGGGAAAUACACAUUCACUUUUUUUUUUGAGAGUUCGAUGAGAAGCUGUUGGAGGUGAUUAGCCUAGCUUAGCAUAAAGACAAACAGUUAUCCUGAGUCUUUCCGAAGCUUAUUAACAUUUUAUAUCUUGUUUGUUUAAUAUGUGCACAUGUGUGAUUUCUUACAAACAGCAGUUUAUCCAUUAUACACUCUGAAGUUGUUUGCUUAAAAAUACUAACAGAACAUAACUCUAUGUAACUACAUGAGAGUCAGUAUUAAAUUACACAAACAAGAUUCAACGUGGUAAACAGCAAAAGUUACAGAUGUUUCUUGUUUUUUACUUUUUGGAGAACCAGGUUAGCUGAUUCUUUCACAGUUAGUUCAAGAAAUGGACCCAAAUCCAGACGUAAAAGUGAAGUGAACAAAUGAAGACUUUAAGUUAGUUAUGAGGCUGGUAUACGCAAACACGAGGAGCAGGAACAACAGGACGGUGAAGCAGAAUACAGAAUUGAAGAAUGAAACACAGAGUAAGGCUAAAGAGUCAGUGUUUUUGCCAAGGAUCAUGGUGCUACAUGAAACAUAAAACAUGGUGCAGACAGUAUUACAUUUUAAUGCAGUAUGUUUAGACAAAACGAUUUGGCAAGAAACAACAGACUUGGACUUGGAGGUGUAUGUUCAGUACAUAUGCUAUAUAUGGAGACAGAAGUAAAGACAAGCUAGAUGAGGCACGUGAAACUAAUCAGGCUGGAACAGAAAAUAAAAAAUGGCGGGAAACGCAAGAAAGGCAGGAAGUAAAGCCAAAGACAUGAAUUUGGGAGAAUUACAAAAUAAAACAGGAAACAUGAAACAAGAUGCUCAAAACCAUGACAGUUUCCCUCUGCCUCCAGUUUUUCUGCUAAAUUAAGAUAAGCUAAGCUAAGCUAAUUGCCUUAGGCUCUAGCUCUCUGCCUUAUGCACAAACAUGAGAGUGGUAUCAAUCUUCUCAUCUAAGUCUUGGAAAGAAAGUAUAUUUCAAAAAAAUAUUCCUUAAAGUGGUAUGAAGGCUAGAAAGGUCAAGAAACACAGAUAAAUAAUAAUGUAUAAAUACAGUUUGUGAUAGCAGAGACUAAUAAGAAGGUUUGGGUCUUAUGAUACACACAUAAAUAAUCUUUUAUAUCUCAAAAAGGGAAACGUACUAUUUUUGUAAACGUGUGUUGUAAUGAAAUGCGACUGGCUUGCAUCGAACUCCAAUAAAGCUUUUUUUUAAACAGUC
This is a messenger RNA of Larimichthys crocea (large yellow croaker), 4180 nucleotides long. It is a transcript of the gene scara3, whose product is annotated as scavenger receptor class A, member 3. Bases 199 to 2019 code for a protein of 606 amino acids. The record is from RefSeq and is a predicted model, not a curated record. NCBI's taxonomy places the organism in Eukaryota, Metazoa, Chordata, Actinopteri, Sciaenidae. The transcript is spliced from 12 exons.